AGUUUUAUAAAUUAUUUUAAUGGAAGAAUAAAUAUUGUUAAGUUAUAAGUAAUUAAAAAAGUACAAGUAAAUCUACUCUAAUUCCCUACAAACACACUAUCAACAUAUUAAAACACAUUACUUAACUCAUGUUAGGAUCAAUCCAUCAGUCAAUCAAGCAUACUUGUUCGCGUGCGCCCACACUCCACUCUAAGGCGCGGCGAACACGUUUAUAAAACUAGUUGCAUCACCGCUGCACCUCUCAUUUGUUCGACAAUAAUCUGCGCGUGCGGCCGCUACGAUGUCCAAAGACGACAUGAUACGCUCGGUUCUCUACGUAGUUAACGUGAUAUACGCUGUGUUCGGGCUGAUCACGGCCGCCACGGGAAUAUGGUUCUUUGUGCAACUAUCAGAGUUCGUCAGCCUAAGGAAUAGUAACCACUAUCUGCUGGACUAUCGUGUGUACUGGCCUCAGGUCGCGCCGUGGCUGUUUAUCCUGCUUGGACUGUUUGUGAUGCUCAUUGCAUUCUGUGGUUGGUGCGGGGCUAACAAGGAAAGUCGCGGUCUCUUAGGCAUCUAUGGAAUCUUCCUGAUUCUCAUCAUAGUUGGACAAGUGAUUGCUGCUACGUUGAUCUUCGUGUUUGUUGAUGGUGAAGACACUGACAGGUUCAUAAAGGAUACAGUAUAUGAUGGAUAUUACAACACCCAGUCGAACCCUGAUGCGUUUAAGGCGUUCGGAAGGAUUGAAAGGAAGCUGAGGUGCUGUGGCGCGAAUGACGCGAGAGAUUACAGAAGUUGGAGGAACGACUUGCCGCUCACCUGCUGCCAGGACAGUUACUACCGCGCCACUUGUGACUUUACUGAUAAAGAGGCAAACGAAAGAUUAGGAUGCGCGAAAGUGGCUUCUGUUUACACGAAAAUCAUCAGUUCUUCAGUCGCUGGAGCUUCUCUGCUUAUCUCCUUGGUGGAAAUCGUCGGCGUGGUGAUGGCUUGGAGAUUGUUCAAAUCGUUAAGAGAGGUGGAGCAUUACAUCCACGAAAGAAAGGAGGGAGAAACCGAGUGUUAGUGCCAGUAUUACCGAAUUGUGUUCGACACGACUGUAAUCGAUUACCGACUCUUUAGACAUCCUUGUUAACCAAUUGUCUAAUUAAGAUAUCUUUCACGCGUCUCGGGUCAAAGUUGGUCUGGAACGGUCAUAAUGCGCCGCUUCCUCUUUACCAACGUUGACUUCUCGAAUGACGUUACCCACCAUUAUAGUUUUAUUUAUUUGCAGUUACCAAUAUUAUAAGUUUUGUAAAAUUCGGCAGCUUAUAAUUAUGUCAGGAAUUUAUUAAGUAGUGAAUGCAUUAAGUACCCAAUUAGUUGUAAUUAGGUUAUAUCGGUAUUUCACAAUGUAUUUGUUUAGAAAACGGUAUCUAGGUCAGGCAAAA
Molecule: messenger RNA, 1409 nt
Organism: Manduca sexta (tobacco hornworm)
Lineage: Eukaryota; Metazoa; Arthropoda; Insecta; Lepidoptera; Sphingidae
Product: CD63 antigen-like
Exons: 1
Coding region: 281-1045 (254 amino acids)
Cellular component (GO): membrane
Source: RefSeq, a predicted model, not a curated record